Molecule: messenger RNA, 754 nt
Organism: Cyphomyrmex costatus
Lineage: Eukaryota; Metazoa; Arthropoda; Insecta; Hymenoptera; Formicidae
Gene: Pa1
Product: PTIP binding protein Pa1
Exons: 3
Coding region: 130-582 (150 amino acids)
Biological process (GO): positive regulation of cell cycle G1/S phase transition; positive regulation of intracellular estrogen receptor signaling pathway
Cellular component (GO): MLL3/4 complex
Molecular function (GO): nuclear estrogen receptor binding
Source: RefSeq, a predicted model, not a curated record
UAUUAGUAUUUCGGUUCACAGAGCAGAGCGUCUCUUUUUUCUUAUUUAAUUUUUAUUUUUACAUGAAAAUGCAUUGAUAUAAUGUAUUUUUAUGGAAAUUUGGAGUGUUCUUAAUAUUUACCAAAGGAAAUGGAAUGUACUGAAGAAGAUUGGACUGUAGAGUGUUCAGAUGAUGAGAAAUAUGAAGUGGAUGAAAAGCAUAAAUGGAAUAUAAAGGGUGAAGAGAUAGUCUUAUUAAUUGAAGGUUUGGAAGAAAAUAAUUGCGUUCUAGAACUUGAAUGGAAGUGUCCUGGCAGACGAGGGCCUUCUCCUGUUCCUUCAAACAAUCUACAACAGGAGCUGGAGUCUCCAGAAUAUAAAACUGAAGAAAAGUCUGACUUUGAUUUUAUGGAUGAGAUGUCAUUACCGAGAUUACCUGUUCGAAGGAUUGGCGAAAGUACUCCAAAAGGUAGUGCCAAGAAAAAAAUUGCCAGCUUUAAUGGAGUAAUCUCUACAAUGUUAAGACAUCGUAGACUGGAGCAACAAGAAAUAAAUUUAAGUCCAAAAAAAAGUGAAUCUUCUAUAUUAAAGACGCCUACUUAAAAAUAAAAUAUUUCAAUUUUUUAUAAUUUAUAUAUACAGUUAAUACACACGCACACACUCACACGUGCACGCACGUUAUAUAUAACUCAGUAAAUGUACACACUUACCACACGUAAAUAUAUGCAUUGACUAGUAAGUACAUGAAGUUAAUACUUUCACUGUGACACAUACA